GAAGCCACCGCCUGGCUCGAUGCGCCCGCGGAGCGCUUUUGCCCGCGUGCGAAGCGUCUACGCCUGUCGCCGGGACCUGCAGCGGGCACAAAGCGCGGCGGAGGCGGCACGCGGGGCGCGCCCGCAGAGUGCGCCGCUGACGCAGACAGCCACGGCGCCCAGCUUGGAUACUUUGGCAAG
Messenger RNA from Durusdinium trenchii, 180 nucleotides. NCBI's taxonomy places the organism in Eukaryota, Dinophyceae, Suessiales, Symbiodiniaceae. The record is from the annotation of a GenBank genome assembly.